This is a messenger RNA of Malaya genurostris, 3297 nucleotides long. RefSeq names its product vitamin K-dependent gamma-carboxylase. The record is from RefSeq and is a predicted model, not a curated record. Gene Ontology annotation, biological process: peptidyl-glutamic acid carboxylation. Gene Ontology annotation, molecular function: vitamin binding; gamma-glutamyl carboxylase activity. NCBI's taxonomy places the organism in Eukaryota, Metazoa, Arthropoda, Insecta, Diptera, Culicidae. The transcript has 4 exons. The coding region runs from base 1015 to 3147 and encodes 710 amino acids.
CACGCAAUCACGCCAAAAUAGAUCCAGCUAAGAUCCGAUACGCAUAAAUUACAUUUAUUGCCGUGUGGUACGGGUGUUACACUAUCACUGGUGUUUUGUUGAUUCAGCUCGUUAUCGUUGUUUUUUUUUGUUGAAUGUUCCUUGUAUUACAUCUUUGGUUUGUGGCAAGUGCAAGAGCUUCGCAAUUUAUUCUCAUUAUUAAGGGUUAUACGUUUGCUGUCACAUGACAAAAUGUUCAUAAAGCAAAGUAAAAUCCAUGAUGAGUUUCAUUGAUAUGGAUUACGAGGUCACAUAUUUGAAAAUAAUGAAGUCUAAAUACAACUUAUGCCGUUUUUAAUUGAAAAACACUGGUGGCGUGGAUUGUUCUGGUUUUGCACUUUGGAGCAGAAGUCGAUGUCGAUGAUCAAAUAAACUUAUUUCAGUUUUACCGGUAUUCCGUUUUCGAUCCCGGAAGAUACCCUACAAUUUUAUUUGGAACGCACUACGAUUUCUUUAUGUGGAGACGUAUGCUUGAUACAGCAUAGGACAGCCCAGGACUAUAGCUGUUAGGUAAGCGACAAUACUGGCAAGGAAAUAGUUCGGAUUAAACAAAUACGUCGCAGUUCCAAUAAAUGUUUCGAAAAAUAAUACCGAUUAUUGAUUGUAUCGCUUCCUAGAUCAAAGUCUAGAAAGAAGUUUUUUUUAUGGAGAUAGUUAAUAUUGACGGAAAUCAUAUUGCUUCACCCACUUGCAAGCUACAUAAAAUUGAGACAUGCGCAAAAAAGAGUUCUCAGGUGUGAAAGGAUACAAUCACAACAUCCUUGCACCUAUAAAACGAAGAUAUCCUUCGCACUACAGUCAGUACAGUUUGACCACCCGGCAAAAUCGAUGUCAGUAAAAUUGAUCCGCAUAGGAAUUGCAACUAUUACGAGAUAAAUAAAGUUAACCAUAUAUCAAAUUAUGUAUAUCAAAAAUGUUCGAAACCUGCUUUUGAAAAAGUAGGUCAUUAGAUCACUUCACGAGGAAAUUCAAUCUAUGUUAGUAAGUGUUCGGCAGUGGUGCUACGAAUGGGACAUUGUGCAUCGUUCAGCGUAUCAUCUUUUAUCAAUGGGACCGGUUUCGCCAGUUAAUGAGCCGCUGAUAGAAGAAUUAAACCAAUCGGCAGCGAUUAUGCAUGGCAAAUAUGAGCCGAAAAUUGCAUUUCCCACCCGAUUGAAAAUAAACGUUUCUCGUCUGCUCCUUAAGUACUGUGGGCAUGAUUCGAAAUGUUUGCAUUCAUUCGAUCAGUUCAUCGCCCUGAUGUACCGCCCGACGGAUGCUGCAGCUUUGGGAGUUGCGAGAUUGAUGUUCGGGUUGAUGAUGCUAAUUGACAUUCCCGAAGAACGUGGAGGUGGUAGUCUGGACUAUCGAUGGGGUGAUCCGAAAGGAUGUACGUUUCCCCUUAUCGAUGGCAUAGAGCCUAUGACAUUUCCAAGAAUGGGCAUUGUCUAUUUGAUGAUGUGGCUUGGAUCAUUGGGGAUCAUGCUGGGAUAUCGAUUUCGCUUGACUGCCUUGAUGUUCGUGACUACCUAUUGGUACGUGUUCCUACUGGAUAAAAGUGCAUGGAACAAUCACAGCUAUCUUUAUGGGUUGCUUGGAACAUUGUUCCUAUUCACGGACGCAAAUAGAUUCCUAUCGUUGGAUGCAUAUCGCAAUAGAACGACACAACCCGUGGUUCCGUUUUGGAAUUAUUUCAUACUGAAAUAUCAGUUCUUCAUAUUAUACUUUUUGGCUGGAAUGAAGAAAAUGAGCACAGAGUGGCUUUCAGGAUAUGCCAUGACUAAUUUAGGCUACCAUUGGGUGUUUUUACCGUUCAGAAUAAUCAUCGGAGUGAAAUUAACGGAUCUACUAAUUAUUCACUGGUUUGGGUGUAUCUUCGACACAUUGGUUGUAUUCUUCCUGAUAUACGCACCAACUCGAAAAAUAGCUACGAUGUUUGCCUGCGCAUUUCACUUGAUGAAUUCACGACUUUUUCACAUUGGAAUGUUUCCGUGGACAUGCCUAACUCAGCUACCCCUUUACUAUAGUGUAAGUUGGCCGCGCUUAGUACUAAAAAGACUACCGUUUCAAAACCCACCGAAAUUACCGAAUAACAGCAGAAACCAAACCGUGACCAACGUACGAUUAGUGGGAAAAUCAUCAAAAAGGCAAAAAUUCGUAGUGUCCACUAUGCUCAUCUACUGUGGGCUACAACUUUUUUUGCCUUACUCACAUUUCAUCACCAAAGGCUACAACAACUGGACGAACGGACUUUAUGGCUAUUCGUGGGACAUGAUGGUCCAUGCUUGGGACACCGUCCUCACAUCGAUAAAAAUUGUAGAUAAUCUCAGCAAUCAGACUCUAUACCUUCAAUCGUACGCUUUCGUUGAUAACGAUCGAUGGACCAAACACGCUGAUAUGGCGCACCAGUUUGCUCGAUGCAUCGAUCGAUAUAUACGUGAAGAAUAUCGCUCGGAGAAACGACCGUUUACCAAUUUUUCGAUAUACUUCGACAUAUGGUGCAGUCUCAAUGGUCGUUUUCUGCAACGUAUCUUCCAUCCCGAGGUGGACGUUUUGAAUGCUGAAUGGUCACCGUUUGAACCCGCUGACUGGUUGUUGCCGCUUCUUCAUGAAUUCACUGGAAUGCGAGCUAUGAUCACCGACUUAACGAAAGAAGUGCACUCCUGGAGUAACAAUUCUGACGUUUUAUUUGUAGCCGAUUUUCCUGGAUUUACUUUAGACAACUACAUUGUUCCCGAAAUGGAUAAUGUUACAUUGACUGUACUGGAAGGAAGUGUUGCUUAUAGGUAUAGUAAUAAUACCGAGUCUUUUUACCUUUCCAAAGGACAAUAUCUGAACGGUAUUCCAUCCUCAUUUCAUCAUGUAAAAACAACUAGCCAUACACCGUCAUCUUUGAUGUACACCUACGUCAACAAAUCAAUAAACAUCGCACCUAGCGAAGAAAAACUUACUGAAAAGCGACAAUCGAAACCAAUUCUGCCUUUAUGGCAAGAGCUUAGUCAUAGACUUGAAAAUUAUGUCAGGUUUUUGCAGCAUGUUGGAAAUUCUAUACUGUAUGAGAUUUAUGGUGUUCCAAUGCCACGGAGAAUAAGAAUUACCCCCGACGAAGAAGACUGGAUGCACGAAUAAAUAAAAAUUUUCGAGACCAUGAAACGUUUUCAUUACUCGAAAUGAAAAUCACAAAUUGGGAAUCUUUUACACCAAAAUGGAGGACGAUAUGAGAUAUCGUAAUUUAUUUUCUAUCUGAAUAAAUAUUUGAUAAUUAUAUUGGUAUUGGUA